Molecule: messenger RNA, 1515 nt
Organism: Hylaeus anthracinus
Lineage: Eukaryota; Metazoa; Arthropoda; Insecta; Hymenoptera; Colletidae
Product: DALR anticodon-binding domain-containing protein 3-like
Exons: 5
Coding region: 81-1427 (448 amino acids)
Biological process (GO): tRNA C3-cytosine methylation; arginyl-tRNA aminoacylation
Molecular function (GO): arginine-tRNA ligase activity; ATP binding; tRNA binding
Source: RefSeq, a predicted model, not a curated record
ACUCUGCAAUGAUUGUACUAUAGUUUCAUAAAUGGAGGCAGAUAUAACUAUAGCAGGUUUCAGAUAGGAGCACUUCUCACAUGGAGCUUCUCAUGGAGAAGUCCUCAUCUAUUUGUAUACAAACAAUCAUUGACAACAUAGUAUCAUACUUGAGUGGUGAUACUUGCAAAAAUAUUCCACUUGUUAAAGUAAGCAAUAACAAUUUAUCAACAAAUGGGGAAUUAUAUUUUUCACCCAACCUUAAAGUAUGGAAAAGCAUAUUGCAUUGUAGAAACAUAUGCGAUGGAAAGUGUGCAACAAUUUUGGAACAUUUCCUACAUGUGCACAGCAGUGACAUAAGUGACAAGACUGAGACAGAUGUUGCAAAACAGGUUUUAGAGUUACUGAUACUGUCCAGCUGCAAUUGGCAGAUAAAAAUAGAAAGAUAUUUAUUGGAAAAAGAACGAGUUUGCUUAUUUUUGUAUCGUACUCCUCUCAUAACAGACUCGAUUAAGGCAGUCAUCCAUCUGAAAUGCAACUUUGGAAAACCCUCUUCGAUUAAUAAAGUUUUUAGUCUCAAAACACACGAAGAUGAGGAAUCAGAACUCACAACUGCAAGAUUACAUUUAAUACGAAGUGUAACAGAAAAUAUUUUGAAUCUACAUGGAUGUAGAACAGGUGAAGAAGAGCCUGAUUUUAAACUUGUAUUUACCUCUAAAUCACAAGGUAAUGCAAAUGAGAAUUAUGAAAGGUGUGUGUGCGGUGUUGUAAAGAAUAUAGAUUCGAAUACUAAGGAGACAACAAUAUCAUGGAAAGAAUAUAUUAGGAGCAAAAUUAAAGAAUUGGAAGCUGUAAAUGAUGAGAAGUUUUGUGAAUUAUACGAACACAAGUUACAGGCGGAUGGUUGUUUCUUUGAAAAUGUUGCAAAGGCAAUGAUUACAUUUCAAUUACUGUCUGUAAAACCCAGCCGUUCUAUUGUUAUUGGAUGUAAUUCUGCACCUAACAGGGCCAUCACAAAUAUGAAAGAUGCAUCUUUUAUAUUAUAUAAUACCGUAAGAAUAACAGCAAUUAUUGAAAAGUAUAAUGAUAAAAGAUCGAUAGGGAAAUACCCUGAUUUACCAAACAUUGAUGAUGUAAACUUUUCUUUGCUAGAUGAUGAGGAAGAAUGGGAACUCAUAUAUAACUUUAUCAUUGGAUAUCAGACAAUGAUAAAGGACUGCUUGAGGUAUGAACCUGUUUUCCAAACAAAUCCACAAGUUAUAUGUAUGUUCUUGUCACGGUUGUGCCAAAAAUUUAGUAUCUAUUAUCGUAGAGUCAGAAUUCUAACUGAAGCAUAUGAUCAUUUGUUUCCAAGAAUGAUUGCACAAUUAUACAUGCUGCAUGCAUUGCAAAUUGUACUUGAAAAUGCUCUUGCAUUACUUAACAUAGUUCCUGUAGCUCGAAUGUAAUAAUAUUGAAAAGAUCGAUAUAAAACUAUAGAAAAUACAAAUAUGUAUAAUUUUAUACAAAACAAAUAAAAUAAGUAAGGAACAAAAU